GUUUCAGUGAAGAUGUCGAUCCGUUCUAACGUCUUCGACUCUGCCCAUCUCUUGGCCUCUUUCAGAGAGUCAGAAGAGUGGUGGGUGACAAUGUGAGAGAUCAAUGCAAUAGAGUGUUGUCACAAAAGUGAUGUCUCAUCUAUGACAAUGACAACAUGCUCGAGCAUCACAGAAGUGGAAAAGAGGAGGAGAUGGAUAUGAAAACUUAUUGAGACAAUCUUUUGUAGAUGGAUUUUGGAAACAUCAGAUUAGGUGGAAAUGUUCUGUUUCAGACUAGACUGUACCCAGCCCGGAUGUGAGGGUGUGUGAGGAGGAGUAUAUAAGAGCAAGCUCACCAGCUCACUUCAUCAGUAUCAAGGAUAUCGGUCAUCAUCAUGUUUUCAUUCUUUGUGACAGUUCUGGUAGUCAUUCAAUUCAUUUCUACUUCUGGUGGUCAAAGUGUGUCAGAUGAGAAAAGUCAGCAGAUGUGUGUGUCUGCCGGUGUUCCUGGAGUAAAUGGAUCACCCGGACGAGAUGGAAUGAAAGGAGAAAAGGGGACGAACGGAGAGAAAGGGAUAAAGGGGAAGAGAGGAUUAGUUGGAGAUGUCGGUGGUAAAGGUAAUGCUGGGAAGUUAGGCCCACAAGGCCCAAAAGGUCUACAAGGGAGAAAAGGAGAAACAGGAAAGAAAGGAGAGAAAGGAGAAGCUGUGACACUCAACUGGAAACAGUGUGUGUGGAAUAGAGAGGAUCCUAAGGACAGCGGUCUGAUUCAGAACUGUAAUUUUAGGAAACAUGACAGCAAUUCAGCUCUACAUGUUGCAUAUGCAGGAAAUCUCAGAGUUUACUGCUUCAGUGGUUACUGCUGUUCUCGAUGGUAUUUUACAUUCAACGGUAACGAGUGCAGUGGACCUAUGACUAUUGAGGGAGUUGUGUAUGGUAGUCCAGCUAAUGAUAAUCCUCACCGUCACAGACAGAUUGAGGGAUACUGUGAGAACAUUCCAGCAGGUCAAGUCACAAUUGGAUUCAACAUUGGAAAGUGUAAGCAAUACUCGACGACUUAUGAUGGCCAAUCAGGAUCUUUUUCGGCAUCUCGCAUUACGAUUGCAGAAGUUCCUCCAUCACAAAAGUGAGUGAAUUAGAGAGGAAUUAGAACUUGUGUUCAGUAGAGUUUGCAGUAUGUACAGUACAAGGUAGCUGAAGUAGGAGACUGGAUGAUGUGCGUGCAUGUCUCUCUUUGCCGUAUGUGAGUGUAUGUAUGAGUAAUUCAACAUGUAGCUGCAACUAACAAUCGAUAUCAU
This is a messenger RNA of Corticium candelabrum, 1277 nucleotides long. RefSeq names its product collagen triple helix repeat-containing protein 1-like. The record is from RefSeq and is a predicted model, not a curated record. Gene Ontology annotation, cellular component: extracellular matrix. Lineage: Eukaryota; Metazoa; Porifera; Homoscleromorpha; Homosclerophorida; Plakinidae. The transcript has 4 exons. Bases 375 to 1109 code for a protein of 244 amino acids.